Toxotes jaculatrix (banded archerfish) is the source of this 3561-nucleotide messenger RNA. It is a transcript of the gene st8sia2, whose product is annotated as ST8 alpha-N-acetyl-neuraminide alpha-2,8-sialyltransferase 2. Bases 164 to 1324 code for a protein of 386 amino acids. Gene Ontology annotation, molecular function: alpha-N-acetylneuraminate alpha-2,8-sialyltransferase activity. The transcript is spliced from 6 exons. Lineage: Eukaryota; Metazoa; Chordata; Actinopteri; Toxotidae. Gene Ontology annotation, biological process: N-glycan processing; oligosaccharide metabolic process. The record is from RefSeq and is a predicted model, not a curated record.
GAGAGGACCGCAGCUUGCCUGGGAGUGUCCGACUCCGGCGAUAAGAACAAAGGGAAAGAUGACUGAGCGGAUUUUCGAUUUAUAAAUGGAAAACACAAGAGGGUUAAUGUGACACGGUGUCUGCUGAAAGGAGGGACUCCCGGCUGCAGCCUCCCCCUCAGCCAUGCCGCUUGUAUUCCGCACGCUGUUGUUCGGCUUUGUAACGCUGCUGGUUGUGGUUUUGAUAAUUGAUGAUAUUGCAGAAGUGGAGGAAGAAACUGCGAAUACUGGACAUUCAAAGAAAAUGAACUUGCAGAGGCUCAUUCCUAAACCCAAACGAAAGGCUGCUGCACACGUGGAUCCGACUGCUUUGACAAGACUGAGCAUAGAUAUAAACCAUCAUCGUCCCGGGUACAAUAACACUGCCAACCUCUCGUCAAACCACUGGACCUUCAACAAGACCCUCUCCAAACUCAUCAGGAAGAAUAUUUUGAGAUUCCUCGAUCCGGAGAGAGAUAUCUCGAUUCUGAAGGGCACUCUGAAACCAGGGGAUAUCAUCCACUAUGUUUUUGAUCGCCACAGCACUACAAACAUCUCAGAAAAUCUCUACCGUCUUUUGCCAACUGUAUCCCCCAUGAAGAACCAACAUCACAGGCGCUGUGCCAUUGUGGGGAACUCUGGGAUCCUGCUGAACAGCAGCUGUGGGCCUGAGAUUGACUCUCAUGACUUUGUUAUCAGGUGUAACCUGGCACCAGUGGAGGAGUACUCUUGGGACGUGGGGUGGAAGACCAACUUGGUGACCAUGAACCCCUCAGUGGUCCAGCGGGCCUUCCAGGACCUGGUCAGUGAAGAAUGGAGGGAUCGCUUCUUGCAGCGGCUUCGAAGCCUCAGCGGCAGCGUGCUGUGGAUCCCGGCCUUUAUGGCCAAGGGGGGAGAGGAGCGCGUGGAGUGGGCCCUUCGCCUCAUCCUGCUGCACACUGUGGACGUACGCACCGCCUUCCCCUCGCUGCGCCUUCUCCAUGCUGUCAGAGGGUAUUGGCUGACCAACAAUGUCCACAUCAAGCGUCCGACCACUGGCCUCCUCAUGUACACGAUGGCCACUCGCUUCUGUGAGGAGAUCCAUCUUUACGGCUUCUGGCCCUUUCCACUCGACCCACAGGGCAAACCAGUUAAGUACCAUUACUACGAUACUCUAAAAUAUGAGUACACCUCCAGCUCUAGUCCUCACACCAUGCCUUUGGAGUUCAGGACCCUGAGCACAUUGCACAGACAGGGGGCGCUGCGGCUCCACACUGGGGCCUGUGUUCCUGAGAGGGGACCACAGAAGGAGCUCCAGAGCAAAUAGCCGAUGUCAGAUCACCAUGGAAACCACUGUCUUGACUGAGAAGAUGUUGUUACAAACAGUUUUCUUGUAACUGUACUUUUAUGAAACUUGAAUUAACUUAUUUUCAGUAAUUGGAAUGAACUUUUUUCUAUUUCAAGCCCUUUUAGUGACUCGAUUCACUGGUGUGUUUCACCUUUUAAUGAGGUUUCUAUGGCAACCUUUAAAAUAAUGAGACUUUUGUCUAGCUCCCUUUUGCUGGUGAAGCCCAACUCCUCAUAGAGAUACUGUCAUGUCCAUCUGUUGAACCCUUGUUUUCCUUAAACAGACAGUUUUAAAGUAAGUUCCCAGUAUGGUUAUAAGUUAUGAAUUAAGGAUUCAAAACAUUUUUAAAGUAGCCAUUAGAAGCCAUAAACUAAUAUUCCCACUUCAUGAUAUGAUAGGGCUCCACUAAGAGCCCUAUCAUAUAAAAUCUACAACACCCUCUUGGGUAAAUUGCAAGAGGGCAUUGCGAUUUACCCAGAAUGCCAACAGCAUGAAGGAGCUACUGAGUUAAUGGUUCAUGUGAGUCACUGGUUGGGCCACAAGAUGGAAGCACUUAAUACUGAGGGAGAGUGAUGAUAAGAGAAAAAAAAUGUUCAGAUGUGUUUUUAAUAUGAUGAACCCUUUUGAUUAGGCUCUUUUUACAAGAGCUGCCAUGAUAUUUGACUUGUGAUAACUUCUGAUAGAGAACAUUUUAAAUAUAUGCUUUUGUAGCUUCUUAUCAUAUUAAAACAGGUCAUUCAUAAGCAAAAAUUCACAGUUCAGACCAGAACUGCCCGUGUGAUAAUGUUAGGUUACCUCGAGAGCCAAAUGAAGAAAUGGAAGCAUGCUGAAUUGUUCUCAGCUUCUGUGAGGAUAAAGAAUGGAGUGUAGCAGCUGUUCACAUAAGAAUGUUUACACAGACUUAGUAAACCCACUCUGUAAACUUUUCUCAAAGAACACCAGCCCUAUUCUGCACUGAAAAUGUAAGUAGUGGCGUCAGACUGUAAAUGUAUGGUGGUAGAAAGAGGUGCUUUGCCUUUUUUUUGUUCCUUUUGUAAUGAAUGUAUUGGUGAUAUUCUUACAAAUACUGUAAGAAAUGAGUCCCACAAUGUGCUUUAAAUAAGUUUCUAGUCACAGUUAGCAAUGGUUUCAGUGCAAUAACACUGAGCGGAGGAAGAGCUGGUAAAUUGUAUGCCUUCAUUCACUUGAAAUGAUAUAUGAAUUAUACUUGUAUAGUGUGUUUUAGGUUAGUGUUCAACCAAUAUACGUUGAUGCAGGUAUUUGUGGAUUUGAUGAAGCUGCCAGUAUUUGUGCCUAUGAUCAAUAAAUUUGACUAUUUAAAAAAAAUCCAGGGUUUAUCCGAGUUACAUGACAGCAUGGGAUAUAUGGAAAAAUAGUUACAUGAUUGUCUUAAUAGUGUUAUUCACUUCUGAAACCCAGAUAUGAAUAGACACACAAAAAACCUAAACAGAAUGUGCAAAAAAGUACAUUUUAUUGCAGAUUUGUUUGUAUGUAGUUAUAGUCAGGGAUGAAACUCCUAUACAAUACCAAUACUCUACAUCAGUUUAAUGCUAGUUUAGAUUACUUUUUUGUACUAUCAAGUAAAGGUCUCAAAGUUCAGUUGUUGUGUUUUUAUUUUUUUGUUUUGUUUUUUUUAGUAGUUGUCCUGACACUGGAUCUUAUGCCAAACUCUUUGGGUAUUUUUUCUGCAGCUAAAUGCCUCCGUUAAUAAAAAUUAACCGAAGUAUGUGAAAUAUUCCAAGAGCUCAGCGGCUAAACAAGUAGCCUCUCAGUGUGCUCCCAGACAUGUGAUUUGUCCAAAAAAGUGCUGUUUUGACAGGAUGCGCCUGUUGACUUGCAUGUUGGCCUUAUUAAGUUGCCAAUUAAGUUAAGAAUAGACUUGAAAGUUGUACUAGAGACGUCAGCAGUUUGAAGCAAUGAAAGGUUUAUUUGUGAAAGCCCAUCUGAGCUCUCGGCAAAAAUAGAUGCAUUCUGUGACCAACACUAUUAAGUUAAUUGACCCAGAGCCUGCAAUUUGCCUCAGUUUAGAAAACAUUCUACUGACAUGGUAGUUGUGCUGUGAGACUAUGAGGAUUGUGUUGUAUAGUUUUAUCUUACUUUUUCUCAUGUGUACUGUUGUUAACUUGUGUUGAAGGUCAAAAUUCCAGCAAACAAAUGUUAGCUUUUGCAUAUUUGUCUUGUCUUAAUGCAUACAACUUGAGUACCUUUCAAAUUUU